AAGCAACGCGACCAGAGAGGCGGCUUAGGAGAUGACGACAGGGAGUUCCAUACUGUUGACAGCAAGCCCAUGAUGAGACACAGAGCAGCAGGGGAGGGUUGGCUUAGUCGGCGCCGCGCGCCCAUGAAGCAAACAACAGCGGCUUUCAACGAGAAAACGAAGGAGGAAGAAGAACUCAAAUUGGGAAAGAAAGCGAAAAGCGAUCAAAAGAAGCAGCAGCAACAGCAACAGGCUCGAUAUGCGCGCAUCCACGCGAGACACCGCGCCUUCUCGGAGUGGUCCAUUCAGCCCACGAACGACUGGCAAGUUAUUGCCGAACUACCGCUGCAGCAGCUUCACAAGCAGCAAAUUGAGAAUAAUCGCAUCAACGUUGAAGAUAUUGAAUGGAGAGGCACGCUCGGGGUGUACUCUCGACAGGCAGACAAAAUAUCCAGCAAACUGCCGGUUGCCAUGCAAAACCUCAGCAGCAACUUUUAUUAUUACUGGGUUACCACUCAAGACGAUGAAGUUAUCAGGGACUAUAUGCUCAAUGGAGAGAAGCACGUCGAUGUGGCGGCAACAGACCAAGUGCUGGCGUGCUUGAUGGCGGCUCCCCAGUCCAAGUAUUCGUGGCAUCUGUAUCUUACAAAAGUUGACGGCAAGAUUAUCAUUGAUAAGGCCAACGGAUCCAUCGUGGACCUCCUUACCGUUAAUGAAACAAGCACUGAGCCGCCUAUGCAAGACGCCGAGAACCGCCUGAAUAGACCCGCAGCGCUUGGUUUCGAGGCUGUCAAAAUCAAUCAAAACUUGAGGCAACAAGUUCUCGUGCCUGGAGAGGUAGCUGCGGAGUUCCCGCCCCCCCCGUUUGUGGAAAGUGGUGAUACCCCUGCCACAAUCGCGUACAGGUACCGCCUCUUCACAAUUCCUCCGCGCGCUGGUCCGAAUUCAUCUCGUCGCACAAUCAAUAUCCUUACGCGGGCUGAAGUGUACGCCAAAUCGCCUGUAGCCCGUGCUGACCUUAAGGAGGCUCGAGAAAAGGAUAGCUUCAUUGUGGACGGUGGUGGUUACAUCUACACGUGUGCCCUCAACGAAAUUGAGCCUAAAGGUCAGAAGAGUUGGCGCACACUGCUGGAGAGUCAGCGGGGCGCUCUCUUGGCCACAGAGGUGCGCAACAACGCGUGCAAACUCAGGAAGUUUGUGACGUCCGCCAUGAUCGCCGGCUGCGAUGAGCUGAGACUCGGGUUUGUGGCAAGAAAGUCCCCCAACGACAACGAACAACACUUGAUUCUGACGGUGCACAACUAUCAGACACGGGACCUUGGAAGGCAGAUCGGUCUUCGUCAAGAGAACGCCUGGGGCAUUGUCCGUGCAGUCUUGGAUGUUUUGGACGACAAACCCGAUGGACGCUAUGUGCUUCUGAAAGAUCCUACAAAGCCGAUAAUGCGGCUCUACUCCCGCCCAGAAGAAGAGGAUGAACGCGAUGACGCAAACGAGGCAAAUGCAGAACAGGCACAAGAAGAAGCAUAG
Molecule: messenger RNA, 1506 nt
Organism: Cyclospora cayetanensis
Lineage: Eukaryota; Apicomplexa; Conoidasida; Eucoccidiorida; Eimeriidae
Product: eukaryotic translation initiation factor 3 subunit D
Exons: 11
Biological process (GO): translational initiation
Cellular component (GO): eukaryotic translation initiation factor 3 complex; cytoplasm
Molecular function (GO): translation initiation factor activity
Source: RefSeq, a predicted model, not a curated record